ACAUCUCCUCUCAAUACCAGCAUAAAAAGACUGCGAAUUGAGUGUAUUUCUCAUUUUACAAUAAUAGCACAAUCUACUACUACACCUAAUACUCCUCUAUUACUACUAGCAAUCAUGGGUGGCGCCGAGUCAAAAGAAGCCCACCAGAAAAUCCACAACGCGACCCUUGCUGGAGUUACAUUCCCCAGUACUUUUGAGCUUUACUACGAUCCCUCAUGGAAGAAGUUCAAAAUGAUCCUCGGCCACGCUCCUUCCGAGCCACUUUAUGUCUUCAACCUACCGGAAGGCUGGUGGGGGGAUCUAAUCAUGUACAACGGCCCUACUCUGGAACACCCGCCGCUGGCCGCUGUGCGCAACACUGGUAAGUCGGGGAUGGGAGAUGCAGUCACGCUGCCCCCUCUUGGGCCGGGCCAAGAAGUCAUUGAUGAGAAAAUGUCUCGCCGAAGAAAGGGCUUGACGGACGUCUUUUCAUUUGCCACGGUUGUGGACACCAGAGAGGGGGAGAAAACAACGCGACGCGUUCAGAGAUUUGAGUGGGUGGGCUCAGGACGCAAGGAGGUGAAGGAUUUGAACGAAUGGACUCACGGGUGGAAAUUAAGGCGCGUAAUUGCGAGUGACGCGGAGGACGAAGACGAAUCUGAGAAUGAGCUCCCAGCUGGGGAGAUAUUGGCUGUCUGGGCGGAUUCAUCCAUGAGCCUGAGAAAGGCUGCCAAGUUCCAGUUCCUUAACAGUGGGGCAACCGGUGAGCUGGGGGAGGCGUGGGCCCUUAUGGCGGUGAUUACGUUUGUGAGGGUUUGGCAGAGAUACAUGCAGGUGGUGGCGACGUAGUGGUGAGAGUUGGAGGGAUGAAUACCUGAGGGCGCGAAUCCUGAAUGGCUUGAUGGAGGGCUGCGGGAGCGGAUGGUGACCCGGCUAGGUACCUAAUAGAUGAACGAAUGUAUGAUUACUUGGCAUCACGGUACAAAGGGCAUUUGCAUAUGUAAUACUAUAAUAUGGCUUUCAGAUGACUACACUACGCUUGUGCCCCGAG
This is a messenger RNA of Trichoderma asperellum CBS 433.97, 1030 nucleotides long. RefSeq lists its product as uncharacterized. NCBI's taxonomy places the organism in Eukaryota, Fungi, Ascomycota, Sordariomycetes, Hypocreales, Hypocreaceae. The record is from RefSeq and is a predicted model, not a curated record.